CUGAAGAAGUGGUUGGGUUUUUUUUUUUCACCCAGGAAAGCUUAUGCCCAAAUAAAUCGGUUAGUCUUUAAGGUGUCACCGGACUCCUGGUUUUUGUGGAUACAGACUAACACGGCCACCCUUCCGAUACGGAGCUACAGUAGUUUUCACGGCAGAGAAGUUACUUUCAAAACCCCUCAGCGCGAGAGGCAGAUGAGCAGGCUCAUGGGUGCAACCAUCAAGCACUGACUCUCCCCUCGGGCAGCAGCAGCGCCGCUGGCUGCUGGCAGGGUGGCCGCCGAGUCCCGCUUAGCUAUCGGGCUGUGCAAUCACUAGUGGGAGCUGGAGAGGGCAAGCGCGGAGAAGGAAAAAAAAACAAAACAAAACAAAACAAAUAAAACUGCAGCGCCUGAGAGAACCUGGCGGGGAGAAACACCACCACCACCACCAGCAGCAGCGGACCCAACUUUGUGGCGUGGAGGCGCAGCGGCGGCAGUGAGCGGCGCCUGCUCUCCGUCCCGGGGCCCGCGGACCCAGCGGCGGGGGCGGCCUGGCAGCCGGGUGGAGUUCACUUCUUUUGUUCCUGGGAGCUGAAUAGGAGAAAGGGACAUUUCAGGUUAACUUGAUAAAGGUCACCCAGCGGGGAAUGCUCUUGUUUUAUUUAAAGCACAGUAGUGACAAGAAGAUUUCUUGAAUGCUGGGAAUUCUGCAGGUUUAAUCUCCUCUUGGCAAGUCCUAAUAGUCUUGCUCCAAGCUCUGACUGGGAGGAAACAGAAUUAAAACAAGAAGCUUGAAGGCUUGCUGGCAGACUUGUCCGAGGAUCUGACAAAGACGAAGCACUGGGACAGUGAAAUAAGAAAAGAAAAAGAAACAGAAGAACACAGGCAAAUCAGAAUCACUACUCUCCUGCAGCAAUGGGUUGGCUGGAAGAAUCAAACUGGCAGCUUCACAUUUCCUUGAUCGUGCUACUCUCCAUGCACACCGAGGCCAAUGGUCUAGACAAACCGUAUUUGCGGAGUUCUGGACAGUUGAACUUGGAGAACAGAAAGGAAGAUGGUGAGAGUACGGCACCUGCUCCUCCCCAGAAGCCACUGCAGUGUCACUGCAAUCACCACUGUCCAGAGGACUCAGUCGACAGCACCUGCAGGACUGAUGGCUACUGUUUCACCAUGGUAGAAGAAGAUGAAUCCGGAGGACGUACGAUUGCCUCAGGAUGCCUAGGCUUAGAAGGCUCAGACUUCCAGUGCCGGGAUACACCCAUAAUACAUCACAGAAGAACUAUUGCAUGCUGCACAGAUGAAGAUUUCUGUAAUGAAAACCUUCACCCUACACUGCCACCGCUGAAAAAUAGAGAUUUUGUUGAAGGAAACAUUCACCAUAAGGCCUUGCUGAUCUCAGUGACUGUUUGCAGUAUACUCCUGGUACUUAUCAUCAUAUUCUGUUACUUCAGGCAUAAAAGGCAAGAAAGCAGACCUCGUUACAGCAUUGGACUUGAACAGGAUGAGACUUACAUUCCUCCAGGGGAAUCCCUGAAAGACUUGAUUGAACAGUCUCAGAGCUCAGGAAGUGGGUCUGGGCUCCCUCUGCUGGUCCAAAGGACUAUAGCAAAGCAGAUUCAGAUGGUGAAGCAGAUAGGGAAAGGUCGCUAUGGAGAAGUUUGGAUGGGAAAGUGGCGUGGAGAAAAGGUAGCUGUAAAAGUGUUCUUCACCACUGAGGAGGCCAGCUGGUUCAGAGAGACAGAAAUCUAUCAGACUGUCCUGAUGAGGCAUGAAAACAUUUUGGGGUUCAUUGCUGCAGACAUUAAAGGUACAGGGUCUUGGACCCAACUGUAUCUUAUCACAGACUACCAUGAGAAUGGCUCCCUGUAUGAUUAUCUGAAAUCCACUACCUUGGAUACAAAAGCCAUGCUAAAACUGGCCUAUUCCUCAGUUAGUGGCUUGUGCCACUUGCACACGGAGAUCUUCAGUACUCAAGGCAAACCAGCUAUUGCCCACCGUGAUCUGAAAAGUAAGAACAUUCUCGUGAAAAAGAAUGGAACCUGCUGUAUAGCAGACCUGGGCUUGGCAGUUAAAUUUAUUAGUGAUACAAAUGAGGUGGACAUACCACCAAACACCCGGGUAGGAACAAAGCGCUAUAUGCCUCCUGAGGUGCUGGAUGAAAGCCUGAAUAGGAAUCACUUCCAGUCGUAUAUCAUGGCUGAUAUGUACAGUUUUGGACUCAUCCUUUGGGAGGUAGCAAGGAGAGGUGUCUCGGGAGGAAUAGUUGAAGAAUACCAGCUUCCAUACUAUGAUCUUGUGCCCACUGACCCCUCCUAUGAGGACAUGCGGGAAGUUGUGUGCAUCAAGAAGCUCCGUCCUUCAUUCCCCAAUAGAUGGAGCAGUGAUGAGUGCCUAAGACAAAUGGGAAAACUCAUGACAGAGUGUUGGGCUCACAACCCUGCUUCUCGCCUCACAGCCCUGCGAGUAAAGAAAACACUUGCAAAAAUGUCAGAGUCACAGGACAUUAAACUCUGAUUCAAGAUCUCUUGUCUGGUGAAAGCCCUUAGAAACUGACUUUCCCUUGAUGAUCAUCAGAAGCAAAGCCUUCACUAUCUGCUCCCUGUUUGCAGGGGGAGGGGAAAUACCAUUUCAGUAACUGGUUCAAGAUUAUGUAUGUUGCUUGCUUUCUGUGAAAGCCCAUUAUUUUUUGAUUGUUUAAAAGAAGAUUACCGUUUUAAAUUUUAUGAAAAUGAAACUUAUGGUUAGAACUAAAGACCUAUAUAUUGUUACAUUAAGAAACUGUGCCUGAAGAUUGAAGUAAAGUGACUUUUUUCAUUUAUAAAAAUAUUUGCACUCCAACAAAAACAAAAAUAUUGAGGUGUGGCUGUGACAUUAAUGGCCUUAAACAGAAGCCAAUGGUUCUUGGAUUAGGCUGAAUUUUCACUGAAAAAUAAAGACUUAUUGAACCAGUUUGGUUUGUCUUAACAGCCUUUCAUUUAUCAGAGAAACCACUGGUGAGUGAAACUGCUAAAAGUUGGUAGGUCAUAAACAUAUACAUCCAGAACUGAAACAUUUAUUUAUGAAAACUUUUGACACCCACUUCCCGUGUAGUCAGUGAUUGAUAUUACAUGGGAAGAGGGUGUACAUAAAGAUGGAAAAUUUCUUUUGAAGAUUAGGAAACCUGUAAAUACUACUGGGAACAAAUGGUUAUGUUGUAUUUGUUCAAACUGUGUAUUGUUGUUUUAACAUUCCCCAAAUAAAAUGCAAAAUUUCAAGACACCCAAAGUGUGGGAGGACACACUGAGGAACCCAGUUCUUA
Caretta caretta (loggerhead turtle) is the source of this 3276-nucleotide messenger RNA. It is a transcript of the gene BMPR1B, whose product is annotated as bone morphogenetic protein receptor type 1B. Gene Ontology annotation, molecular function: transmembrane receptor protein serine/threonine kinase activity; ATP binding. The record is from RefSeq and is a predicted model, not a curated record. Lineage: Eukaryota; Metazoa; Chordata; Testudines; Cheloniidae. Gene Ontology annotation, biological process: cellular response to growth factor stimulus; cell surface receptor protein serine/threonine kinase signaling pathway; protein phosphorylation. Gene Ontology annotation, cellular component: signaling receptor complex; plasma membrane.